AUGAUGUUAUUCGGAUACGACCAGGGUGUCUUCAGCGGCGUGGUGGUUACACCCGAUUUCCUUGAAGUCCACGACUUAGUCGGCCCUACCAAGACCAAAGUCCUGUCAACUGUUGCAGCUAUUUAUGACAUUGGAUGUUUCUUUGGGGCUAUACUUGCUUUCACUGUGGGGGAAAAGCUAGGUCGCAAGAAGUCCAUCCUCUUGGGCACCGUCAUAAUGGCGGUUGGCACAGUUCUCCAGGCCUCUUCCUAUAGUUUACCACAGAUUCUCGGGAAUGGCAUUAAUACUGCCACGGCGCCUAUCUGGCAGACUGAAACAGCGCAGGCAAAAUGGAGAGGAAAGCUCGUCAUCUUGGAUCUCGGACUCAAUGUUGGUGGAUACUGCAUUGUAAACUGGAUCAACUAUGGCCUCUCAUUUCGCGGAGGUGCUAUCGCAUGGCGAUUACCAAUCUCUCUGCAACUCAUAUUUGUGAUUAUCUUAUUCGUCACGAUUCCUUGGCUGCCAGAAUCACCAAGAUGGCUCAUGACGCAAGCUCGGGAGGACGAAGCGAUGGAAGUUCUUGCUUGCGUUGAAGCUAAGACAGUCGAUGAUCCCCUUAUAAUAACCCAACGUGACGAGAUCAAGUUCAGUAUCACCUACGAGACUGAGAAUGCUAUUGGGUGGUGUGACCUCCUACGCCCAAACAAAAGUGACAACACUACCAAAACCCUUCGCCGGUUGGUUCUUGGUGCUGGAACACAGGCAAUGCAACAAUUCCAAGGCAUCAACAUCAUGAGCUACUACCUCCCCCUUGUCCUCAUGAAUUCGGUCGGACUUUCGGAUAAAAUGGCCAGGCUACUCACAGCUUGCAAUGCGACAUCCUACUUCAUUUUCUCGUGCGCUGCUGCUUCGAUUGUUGAGCGCGUCGGCCGCCGCGGUUUGAUGAUGCUCUCCGGGUUUGGACAGUUUAUUUCCUUUUUGGUUAUCACUGUUCUUCUAUACCUAGCCGAGAAAAAUACGGUAUACGCUACCGCCUCCGUUGCAUUCUUCUUCUUGUUCCAUGUGGCAUUCGGAAUGGGCAUGCUGGGAGUGCCAUGGCUUUAUCCAACUGAGAUCAACUCACUUCCCAUGAGAACAAAAGGUGUUGCGGUUUCGACGGCAACUAAUUGGAUUACUAAUUUUGCCAUUGUUGAGAUCACACCUAUCGGCAUCCAAAGCAUUGGUUGGAAAUUCUGGAUUGUGUGGACCGUCCUCAAUGCUCUAUUUCUGCCGAUAAUUUAUUUCUUUUACCCUGAGACAGGUCGGUUGAUCAAAUGUGCACCUGGCAGUUUUGUUUAUACACUGACGACUUUUAGCGAAUCGAACAUUGGAAGACAUGGAUGCGUACUAUCGUUCCAAUCCUCCACUCAUCGUGACGGGUGA
Messenger RNA from Penicillium salamii, 1401 nucleotides. The record is from the annotation of a GenBank genome assembly. Lineage: Eukaryota; Fungi; Ascomycota; Eurotiomycetes; Eurotiales; Aspergillaceae.